Messenger RNA from Brienomyrus brachyistius, 7683 nucleotides. It is a transcript of the gene iqsec1b, whose product is annotated as IQ motif and Sec7 domain ArfGEF 1b. The record is from RefSeq and is a predicted model, not a curated record. NCBI's taxonomy places the organism in Eukaryota, Metazoa, Chordata, Actinopteri, Osteoglossiformes, Mormyridae. Gene Ontology annotation, molecular function: protein binding; guanyl-nucleotide exchange factor activity. Gene Ontology annotation, biological process: actin cytoskeleton organization; regulation of ARF protein signal transduction.
GGGCAGUGGCUGUGCGCAAGAAUUGGGAAACCAAAACCACAGCGAACCUGUUGAUUAGCCUUUUUAAGAGAUAAAAUAAGUAGCAGAAAUUUAUGGCCAAGAGACCGUCGCAAAGGCUAUCGCAUGUGAGAAAAAGAAGUUGCAAAACAACAAAGGGGUUUCCGAGGCUGGCGAGUAGAUUUUAGAUACUGUGGCAGCUGUCGGCGCGCAGAGAGAAGCGUGCGGCUUAAGUGCGCUUCCAGGAAAGGGUUAAGCGCAUUUCCCAUCUUUCGGAUGCUUUACAGGGGUUAGUUAUUGUGGUGCAGAGGCUGUGGACGGCGCGCUGCUGCGGACAAUCGUGCGAUCAACUUCUCCCAACCCAUCUGGAUCGCCGCCGAAAGCCGAGCAAAUGCCGGGGACGAGAUACGCGGAGUUGGACCUCGACGGCGCCUGGGUCGGAGAGUAAAAGUCGCCGGGCUGUUUGAAUUGCGGAUGGACGGGCGCUAGAGGCACGGCCGAAAUGGAAAAUGCUACGGAAAACCCGAGCAAGGCGGCGGAGUAUCUGAAGGAGCUCAAUAAGAUCAUAGAGACCCAGCAGGAGUUGCUGGAGAAGCAGAGGAGCCGGAUCGAAGAGCUGGAGCAGCAAGUGGCCGAUCUGUGCACGGAGAAUGUCUGCUUGAAGGAGCAGCAUCAGCGGCACCUGGCCGCCUGCAGGCUGCAGCCGGGCACCGGUCACCCUACGUUAGUUGCCAUUAAGGAAAAUGUGAUUCAAGAAAAAUUUGAAUGUGAAAGUUCUCGAAGUGUCAGGCGACACGCUUCUUUGCCAGUCGGGGUCACAGGCUGCCCAGACGACCUCAUUUCCCCACUGUGUGGAAGAAGUUACCCCUGUCGAAAGUGGAGGUCGGCGUCUUUUGGCGUGGAAGGCGACGCGUCGUGCGGAGACGCAGGCCCCUCCCAUGACGCCAGCUACGGCCGAGGUCCAGUGAGGCGCGGAGGCACCGCCUUCACCCAGGAGCGUGCCGAGGCGCUGUCCUACGGCCCGCCGGGUCAGCAGCGCUCCCGCCGGCCCAAGCUGCAACACUCUCAGUCCAUCCUGCGCAAACAGGCCGAGGAGGAGGCCAUCAAACGCUCGCGCUCGCUCUCCGAGAGCUAUGAGCUCUCCAGUGACCUCCAGGACAAGCAGGUGGAGAUGCUAGAGCGCAAGUAUGGGGGGCGUUUCAUAACCCGCCAUGCUGCCCGCACCAUUCAGACGGCCUUCCGCCAGUAUCAGAUGAACAAGAACUUCGAGCGCCUCAGGAGCUCUAUGUCGGAGAACCGCAUGUCCAGACGCAUCGUCCUGUCCAACAUGAGGAUGCAGUUUUCUUUUGAAGGACCUGAAAAAGUCCACAGCUCUUAUUUUGAGGGCAAGCAGGUGUCGCUGACAGAUGAUGGCGCCGAGCUGGGGGCGCUGGUGCAGGCCGAGCGCGGUGACGGAGGCAUCCCUGGCAACAUGAAGUCGCCAACAGACCCAGGCGACUUCACGGACGCCAUCACAGAACUGGAGGAUGCCUUCUCCCGGCAAGUGAAGUCGCUAGCGGAGUCCAUCGAUGAUGCACUGAACUGCCGCAGCCUGCAUGGUGAUGAAGGCCCAGUAGAGGCCGCGAGGUCCCACUCCGACCGGGACCUGGAGGCAACCUAUCAGGUAAAGCCCUCGCAGGCCGGCGACCGCCGCAAGCCGGAGGAGAUGACGGCCUCUUACAGUGACGUGACGCUCUACAUCGAUGAGGAGGAGCUGUCGCCCCCUCUGGCGCUCUCACAGACGGCAGAGCGUCUCUCGAGCACCGAGUCCGAACCGCGGCUCCGGCAGCUUACCUCCUCCCAGGAGUACUGGGCGCUGGCCCACAAGGACGACAAGGGUGACACAGACACCAGUUGCCGCAGCACGCCCUCGCUGGAGUGCCAGGAGCAGCGGCUCCGCGUCGACCAGUUGCCCCUGCUCACCAUCGAACCACCCAGCGACAGCUCGGUGGAGAUAAGUGACCGCUCCGACCGGGGCUCGCUCAAGCGACAGAACGCCUAUGACCGCAGUUUCAGCAGUCAACAGGGCAGCCCCAAGCACGUCUCCCACGGGCUCCCUCCCCGGGGUCCGGCCCGCGACGAAGAGCCCCCUAGACACCGACCCAGGCAACUAGAGGGACAUCUGGCCAUCAACGGCACCGCCAACCGACAGAGCAAGUCCGAGUCGGACUUUUCCGACGGGGACAAUGACAGCAUCAACAGCACAUCCAACUCCAACGACACCAUCAACUGCAGCUCCGAGUCGUCUUCGCGAGAUAGCCUGCGGGAGCAGACCCUCAGCAAACAAACCUACCACAAGGAGACCCGCAACAGUUGGGACUCGCCUGCCUUCAGCAACGACGUCAUCCGCAAGAGGCACUACAGGAUCGGCCUCAACCUCUUCAACAAGAAGCCGGAGAAGGGGAUCCAGUAUCUAAUAGAGAGGGGGUUUGUUCCGGACACGCCUGUGGGCGUUGCCCACUUCCUGCUCCAGCGGAAGGGCCUGAGCCGACAGAUGAUUGGAGAGUUUCUGGGUAACCGGCAGAAGCAGUUCAACAGAGACGUCCUUGACUGUGUGGUGGACGAGAUGGACUUCUCAGGCAUGGAACUAGACGAAGCACUCAGGAAGUUCCAGGCUCAUAUCCGGGUCCAGGGGGAGGCCCAGAAAGUAGAGCGCCUCAUUGAGGCUUACAGUCAGCGCUACUGCAUCUGUAACCCCGGAGUGGUGCGUCAGUUCAGAAACCCCGACACCAUCUUCAUCCUGGCCUUCGCCAUCAUCCUCCUCAACACCGACAUGUACAGUCCCAACGUCAAACCUGAGCGCAAGAUGAAGCUGGAGGACUUUGUGAAGAACCUCAGAGGGGUGGACGACGGCGAGGACAUCCCCCGGGAGAUGCUGACCGGGAUCUACGAGAGGAUCCGCAAGCGGGAGCUGAAGACCAAUGAGGAUCACGUGUCCCAAGUGCAAAAAGUGGAGAAGCUGAUCGUGGGGAAGAAGCCGAUCGGCUCUCUCCACCAUGGCCUGGGAUGUGUCCUCUCCCUGCCCCAUCGCAGGUUGGUGUGCUAUUGCCGGCUGUUUGAGGUCCCGGACCCCAACAAGCCCCAGAAACUGGGUCUGCAUCAGCGGGAGAUCUUCCUGUUCAAUGACCUGCUGGUGGUAACAAAGAUCUUCCAGAAGAAGAAGAACUCAGUGACAUACAGCUUCAGGCAGUCCUUCUCGCUGUAUGGGAUGCAGGUUCUCCUCUUUGAAAAUCAGUAUUAUCCCCAUGGAGUCCGACUCACUUCCGCCAUCCCCGGUGCGGAUAUCAAAGUCCUCAUAAACUUCAAUGCCCCUAACCCCCAGGAUCGCAAGAAGUUCACGGAUGACCUGCGGGAAUCCAUCGCAGAGGUCCAGGAAAUGGAGAAGUACAGGAUAGAGUCGGAGCUGGAGAAGCAGAAGGGCGUGGUCCGGCCAAGCAUGUCCCAGAGCUCGGGCCUCAAGAAGGAGGGGGGCAACAGCAACAUGAGCCGCGCCAGCCUGGACGACAGCUACGCCAUGGGAGAGGGCCUGAAGCGGAGCGCCCUCAGCAGCUCACUGCGCGACCUCUCCGAAGCAGGCAAGCGGGGGCGCCGCAGCAGUGCAGGAUCGCUAGACAGCAAUAUGGAAGGGUCCAUCAUUAGCAGUCCCCAUGUGCGCCGGAGGGCCACCUCCACCCGCGAGUGUCCGUCCCGCAGCCAGCAGCCGGCGCAGCUGCCCAACUCCUCCUCCAUCCUGGGGACGCUGUUUGGCGGCAGCGGGGGUGGCAAACGAGUCAAAUCCCCGUCACAAGGCCAUUGCCGCCGCUACCCCCCGCAGCACCCCACGCUCAUCUCGCACACGCCGCACUCCAGUGCAAUGCACCACGGUGCUCAGGUGGAGACGCAGGCCCAGAUGCACGCGCACCACGCGCAGUUCUGUCCCGCUCAGCAGAACCCGCCUCCGUACCACCAUCACCACCACUACCACCCCCCCGCUCACGUGCAGUACCACCAGUCGCAGGGCGCCCACGCCCCCCACAGCGGGCACGGCCACGUGGCACACGGCCACACCCCUCACGCAUCACACGGCCACGCCCAGCACCCCGCUCACUCCCAGCAUGCCCCACACCACCACGGCCAGCAGCCUGCGCCCCCACCAGCACCCAGCACAAAGCCCAAACACAGUGGCAUCAGCACGAUCGUCUGAGCUUGGGUGGAGGAGGUGGAAUGGAACGCUCCUCUACAGGCAGAAUUGGUCGGAGGAAUGCUUCCCCCGGCGACGAGACACUGUGAGCCGCCGGCCAGGAUGGCAGGACGCUGUGGAGAACAUGUACUUCCACUUCAAUGCGAGCCCGUCAGCUGCAAGAAGUGAACCUCACACUGUACACGGCUCUGCCAGGGAGUCCCAUCGCAUUUGCCCAAUGCCUCCCAGCUCUUGAGAGCGACCAUCACACAGCUGAGAAACUGAGAAGCUGAGAUCUUACUAGGCUGAUCUUCUAGUUAAUCUCCCACCACAGGAGGUCUUCCUGUCAACGCCACCGUCUGAAAACGAGGCAUAUUCACACGCUCUGGCUCCAACUCACUUAGCAAAGACAGAUUACUCACGGGCUUCUCGCAGGCAUACUCAAACUAUCUUCUGACUACUGUUCAAACAGGUCAAUUGUUUUUCUCAAAAUAGUUCUUACCAUGUGUAUGUUGGUCCGAAUAGAAUAUAUAUAGUAAUUUCAACUAGGAGAAUUAACAAAUUUUAGACCAACAGCCGGGAGUUAACUAUUGAGAAUCUGUCAUGAAGAGUAGCUUUUCCAGUAUUUACUGUAUCCGUAGAUCACAGCUUCCUGUGAUACCUGUUAUCAGUCAUUAAUGUGCCAAUUAUUAAAGCAUCUAUCUAUUUUAGUCUAAGGAUUUGCUUUGUGUAUACUGUGCAUAUAGUAUUUUGUAAAAAUGAUAAUGCUAGCAUCAGAUAUUACUGAUAUCAAAUAGGAUGGACGGAGGCAUCUUAAAAUUCUCAGUAUUAUAUCCUAAAGUAGCAGGCGUAGUCUCUCAAUGUAGAUACAAACUGAAUGCUCUUAAUAGGUAGGCUGUUCCCUGACCAGGAUUAUCUCCAGUUGCCUUCGGAAUAGAAUUCUCGAGGAUUCUAGAAUGCGGCUGCAGUCCUCCCGCAUCGCCCUGUGACGUACUGGUCCUCACAGCGGGCCCCCUCUCGGUAAGCCUGCACGGCUCAGGCGCGGGGGGGGAGGCGGCAGCACAGCCUUGGUGGACCGGUCCUGGCUGCACGUGUACCAUGGUUUUAUUUUUUUAAGACUAUUUUUUUAGAGAUGAAUAAAACAAAAAUGAAAUACUGUACAUCAUUAUAUUAUGUCUGUUAAUGGUUUCGGUGUGGUUCUUGGAAGCAGACAAAACAAAGGUUUAUUUUUCCCAUGGGAAUUGGAAGCAGACAGGUGGGGGCAAUCAUUGUUCAAAGCUCUCCUCUUUUUUUUCCUCCUCCGAGUCCCUAACAUGGGAUUGAACAUUCUCAGCUGGCUGAGUGUGCCCUUUUAUUGCAAGUUUUCACAGCAUGUAGCGUUCAUUGACUGUUAGCGCAUGGCCCCACCUGAGCGCACACUCGGCUGCUUGCUGGUUCCCGGGCCGGCGGCCCACCUGUCCUGGACCGAGCCCUCAUGAUGGAGGGACCGGGCCGCAGCCACCAGGGUGUAGCACUCAACCGGAGGGGCGUUUCGUAGCUUCCGUGCAGCGCUGCAAGACUUCCUUCCUUAAUCGUUUUGUUAUGAUUAUUUUGUUUCAUUACAGUGACUUUACCACGUGAUCAUUUCCCGUGCUGUGGGCAUUUCUCACAUCGGUGGCUUUGAGGCUUUUUCGGGUGUAGGCAGAAGGGUGGGGUAAGAUGCAGCAUAGUGGUGCAAGAGGCAGGUUUAGAAAGCUAUUGGCACACCCCUGCAUUCGCUUUAGCAAACUCUGUGAAAUUCAUUCUUACGCCGUGUUCCCCCAGAGCAAUACAGAUUAAGAGUUUAAUUCCAUCAUUCUGUUCCCCAUUGAUUAAUUGUUCUAAUUUUAUGUGCAAUAUAUACAUACAUCUGUAUUUCAUUUUAUAAAUUCACUCAUCCUGGGUGUCCUUUAUUUGAGUCCAUGUCUAUUACAUUUUGUCUUUUUUGUUCUGAAAAACAUUCUCUUAACUCAGACUUGAGUGUUUCCUUGAUAUUUCAGGAACCUGCUUUCUGCAGUGACGACGAAUGUAAAAGAAAAUAAUCUUGCAUGUAAUCUUAAUAUUGUGAGACUAUUCUCUACAUAUUGUAUAUUCACAAUAUAUAUCAGUGUUACUGUUGACUAUUGUUGAAGUUAAGUGAUCACAUAUUAAAAUAUGUAGACUUCUCUUCAUACCACUGUGUACCAAUGUAGAAUCUGUUAUUGGGUGGUCCAAAACAGAUAUAUUUCAUUGAUAUAUCUUCUUCCAUUUGUCUCAAUACUGGAAAACAUACACUUCAGUGGUGCAAAAAAAGUGUGUAUGUACAUACCUUUGUAGACUCUUCAAUUAGGCAGUGUGUAUGGUGUCCAGUUUACACAUUAGGAGUGAAACGGUUACUUAUUUACUCACAACUGGUAUGGUAAAUAUAUGUACAUAUACACAUGCCAACACAGGCACUUAGCUGUGAUAAAUUACGUAAUUAGUAUACUAGACAAAUCUGAGAUUUACAGAUUUAAAAUAAAUCGGCGAAUUCCUAACAUCAACUAUGUCAACAAACACUCGCCAGUGAACAAUCCGGAAGAACAUCGAAAUAAAAUUUCUACUAGACAGCCUUAAAACUGGUAUUUACUGGUGUAACUGGGAGUCAUUUGAGUAUCUCAACAUUUUGUUUGUUUUUUUUACAUCCUUUCAGUUCAUUAAUAAACUCUGUAGUAACGUGAAAAGCGCUUGGCAUACAUGAUCCUCCAGAACACGUCAGCCACGUCCAUGAUAUUCCGCACGGGACGGAGCCCCUCCAACAAUGGAGCACAUACCGCCAGUCCCUCGUGCUUCUUGCUAACCAGUGGAAGCGCUUUUGCUCUCUUUCUUUUGUCUUUUAAAAGCUUGAUGUUAUUGGCCGUUCCAUUUUACAUGGUUUGUUACUGGAGCACAGCACACAUCUCAUUUCUGUACGCGAAAAACACCACGCACUUUGGCCCAAAAGCUGAGGACUUUCGCAAUGUAUAUAACUGAAGGGAUGGACUAUAGCGAAAUCUCAAGGAAUAUGUAAAGGAAUGGGAAGUCAGGGGUUGUUUCGUUUGGGGGGGGGCUUGGUGAUGGGGCUGCCCGAGUGUCACAGGGAAUAUUAAAUUGUAAAUAGUCUGUAUAUUAUUAGUACUUCUAUACAGCACCUGUAGUGAUAUUGAGGGGGCACCAUACCUUCUCCCUAGAAGAAAAGUCAUCUCAUAUCUGCUUCUGCUUCCAAACAUAUCGAACUGUCAUAGUAUCUAGUCAGUAAAAACAGACUGUUACAUAAUUCUCUACAACUUUUUCGUUUUCAUCUCGGGAUGCUUCUGUCCCCUCAGACUUAAGGCCCAUUUUGUAAUUUAAAAGGGAGAGAACGAGUGCUUUCAUUUUAAUAUGCAUUGUUUGUAAGUAGAUAAGACCCUAUCAAUGUAACACUAUAACUGUGACAAUGUUGAGAACGCAAAAAUAAAAGAAUAUGAGACGAA